Messenger RNA from Centropristis striata (black sea bass), 5062 nucleotides. RefSeq names its product SMC5-SMC6 complex localization factor 2 (gene slf2). The transcript has 21 exons. The coding region runs from base 170 to 4423 and encodes 1417 amino acids. The record is from RefSeq and is a predicted model, not a curated record. NCBI's taxonomy places the organism in Eukaryota, Metazoa, Chordata, Actinopteri, Perciformes, Serranidae.
AACUUGGGGAAACCGCUGGACUCCAAGUUCCACAAUGCAGUUCGCUAAUGUUGGUUUGUUCGGCUGCAGGCGGGAGAGGUGCAUGGUGAUGAGAGGAUUUUAUUAUCUGAUCUCUAAGUUAUGUUGUUGUCGUUGUCUGUGGUUAUAGACAGCCGGUCUAACCCUCGUAAUGAGAAGAACAACAGAAAACCAAGGAAACGCUCGACCAUUUCCAGGAUACUUUUCACCAAGAAAUAAUGUGAAGGACCAGCACCAACCCCAUUUCACAACAUUCCUCCAGGAGACUCCAAUGAAGUCCUAUCGGCUCCCCAACCACUUUGGUUACCCACCACCCAGGAGGGUGCUUCCAAUUCAAAGCCCUGAGCUGUGCCACAGGGACAGACACGGUCCACCACGGCACCUUCUUCAUCCUCCAAGACCAAACUAUCCAUCAGGGUUUGUUCCAAGCAGCCCAGCUAACUUUGGCUCCUCAGGGAACAGGUUCCAUCCGAUGCCAAGAGGCAGUCUGGGUCCUCUGCAGCACCAUCACUAUGGAACUCCAGUGUCUUAUGGCUCAUUUGCUGCCAUCAGCCCAACUAAUUGUGGUACUACAGUUUAUAGACCUGGUGUCUUUCACCCUGUACCCCCUCCAUUCAUGAAGGAUUUAAGCAACCACUCUCCGCCUGUCCACAUCCGGAGAGUUCAAGGGACUGAAUCCAAGGACACUUUGUCUUACUCGGGAAGUAAAAAUGCAACAGCACAAAGACAAGCAUCGAACAAGGACCAAUCCAAUGAUGGUAAGAGUCACACACAUACUACCCAGCUCCAAAAGCCCCUAUCCCCAUCAUCGAUCACCAGAGCAGUUCAAGAUGUUUUCCCACCAGCUCUCUCAGACUCAGAGCAUCGGAGUCUUGGGAACAGUCAGAGGCCCGCACAGGACUAUCAACCUCCUCCGACCCAGUCUUCUGACGGGAGCAGUGGUUCCAGUUUAUCCGUCAUGCACAGCCCUGUAGCCCCUUCACAGGACCAACAACCUAAACGAACACCUGCAAGUGAGAACUUAAUUCCAGUAGUGGAUUUGAAUAGCUCCUCUCAGAAAAGGCGCAGGGAGUUUGAGGGCUUUGGUGACAGCGCCAAGAAACAAUGUUUUCCGGGUAUGAACUCUGGCAAAGCACACACACCAAAAUCAACUGUUGGCAAAUCAUUAAGCCCUUCACUGCUGCCUCAGCCGUCAGCGGGGCCGUCUUCAGUCUUGGAACUGCCUGCCAAAACCACAGAUAGCCAUCUGUGCACAGAACCAACAAAUGGCCAAUCUUCACACUUUGUCACACUGUCAUCUACAUUGAAACCCACCCAGUCAUCCUGCUCAUCACCGUCACCCAAACCUUGUUUAAAGAGACAACCAUCAAUGGGGGCAAAGCAAGCUUACAUUACCUCCCCCCAGAAUCACACUGGAAAGUUAGUAGAGGUAAGAUCACCUUCAAAACCAAGUGAAGAAUGUUUGAAGAAAAGAAGCGAGGACAACGUUAAAACUGAGAAAUCAAGCUCUGUGUUAUCCUCUGAGGUUCCCCAGAAGGUCACUGAUGGCACAUCUCCUGUUCAGUCAGGCAGCCACCACUCUGGUCAUACUCACUGUAGUUCCUCAGUCUUACCAGUCAAGACACUCGGCAGAGGUGAUCAUGUGGAGGAGAGGAGGAAGUCGGACAGUAGCACUCCCAAACCUGCCUCAAAAACAAAUACAGGUUCUUUGAGUUGUCGCCCAGUAGAACGCAACAAAACCAACCGGUCACGAAAGCCUGUUGCAAUCCCAAAUGAUAUAAAUGACCUUUUCACCCCUGAUCCCAAGACCUACAUCAUCAGCAAUGGCCAUAAGACUGUAAAGCCAAAGAUGGAAGGGCUCAAAUCCCCCACCUCAGAGAAAAGUUGUUCACCCAGCACUUUGACCAGCUCCAGUACUCCAGUUACUGGAUCCUCAUGUCAUAAAAAUGGCUCUCCUCAUACUGUGGACACCAAAGUCUCUAUCUCAUCAUCUACACAUCACCCACCGAUCUCCAUGCCAACUAUAACUUUAGAGCGGGUAAAACUUGAGAAGUUAAAAUCCAUUCCCUUCAAAACCAAUUAUUUGAAAAACAGUCCCAUCACUUCUUCAGACAGGCAGCUUCAGGAUGACGGUGCUAAAUCUGAUGAGAAACGCUCAUCUCUUCUCCAUAACUCUUUGAGACGUUGCACUUCAGAGACUGGCUCCACAACCUCCUCAUCUCAUUGUUCUCAGUCUCCGCUAUUGGAGAGGCAGUCAAGUGAAGGGCGUAGAAAGCCGGUGAGUGAAGAAGAUCCUAUAGAUGUGGAGCUGGACCUCGGCCUGAGCUUCGCAUUAGAUAUGGAUCUAACCCAGAGCUCCCAAAGCAGUGAGGAUGAGCAGCUGCUGUCCUUGCACGAGAUGAUGGAGCGGGUUACCAAGCCUCCAGAUACACCAGAGAAGGGAGCCUUCUCAGAGCCGAGUACUCCUGGACAUCAUAGCUGCUUGCCAAGAACUCAAUUGCCAUCCACUGCAAAGUCCGGCAUUUACAAGAACAACCUCGACCAGAUGCUGAAAGAAAUAAACAACAAUAAAAAAGCUAAAGAGAUCGAGACACAACUUUUAAAUAGAUGUGAAGAGGACUUGCAGAGAAUAGCUGAAUGUGAGGAGGCUGAGGAGAACCAGGAGGAGGGCGUCAACACUGAACAACAGGAAUUCCUGCAACGCUACUCUUUGAUGUCCAAUGCAAUCAGGGAAGUGCCUCCAGGGGAAACCGUGUUCAACCUGGAGAAAUUUGGAUGCAUCUUCGACCACAAUUCACUGGAGCUCAGAAAAUGCAUGGUGGAUCCACAGGAGACAGCACAGAAAACGCUUCUUUGGUCCAGUCCUGCACAACUGAGAUUGCAUGUAAACAUUGGAUUGUUCCAGGAAGCUUACGACUCUCGCUCGCCCUGUCCAGCUCAGGUCACCCGUUUCCUCUUUAAGAUGAUGUCAGUCCACAAUGAGAGGAUGGUAUCAGAAAAGAUACUACAGGCCCUCUGCGACAUCGCCUGCACUGCUGCUUAUCAGAUAGUGAAAAAAGGGAGCCAGCAGUUUAAAGUGUGGGUGCCGAGUUUGGCCGAUGUGGCCCUGGUCCUGAUGAAUAUGGGAGCUGCAUUUGUUACUCUCUUCCCUUUUGAGAAUCUGCAGCCUCCAUUUACAGAAGGAGAUUUGUUGGAGGACAUCUAUAUAAAAAAUGAGAGUCCCUCUGACAAGGAGCAAAGCAGUUUCCCUGAACACAACUGCAACAAUAUCUUGAAGUACCUGUCUUACUGUAUGGGCCUCUGUCCACGGGCGUACACUGAUGACGAGCUGCUGUUGCUGCUUACUGUCGUGGGACGGGUGGGCCUGGACACACGUCUCAUCCUCCAGUCCAGUGUGGAACUUUACCCUCUACAGUACAAAAUUGUCAAUAACAUCAGGGACUGGGACACCAUGCUGCCCAAAAUCUGUCUUGCACUUACUGAUCUGACCGAUGAUCACCACAACAUGUGCCUGCUGGUUCAACUGUUGCCUGACAACACACAUGGAAAGCAACUGCGUCGACACCUGAGCCUGUCCAUGAUCUCUAAAUUGCUGGAUGGAAAUUGCACUUACAGACCUACAGAACAAGAGUUUCAGCUGUCUGAACUGAGGCCGUACCUGCGCCGCAUGCAACCCUCGGCCAUUCUUCGAAGCAUGCUGAGCUCCUCCAGCAGGAAUCAGACAGAUAAGGGAGAGGACACGGCCAGUCCCGACCAACAGUCCUACUACCUCUGCUAUAGCCUUCUGACCUUGGCGAAUGAAGCUUCCAAUUUUCAGUUCUUCCCAGCUCAUCAAAAGAAGCAGCUGCUGUUCUUGUGCUCCGAGCUGGAAACGCAUGUUAAGUGUGACAUCAGAGAGGAUGAGAAACGUCUUUACCGGAGCAAGGUAAAGGACUUGGUGGCCAGGAUCUCCACCAAGUGGACGAUGCUCCUUCAGAGGACCAGGCCUCUCCAUGGUAAGUUGUAUGAUUAUUGGCAGCCUAUGGCUAUUGACACAUUGACAAGCAGCCAAGAGGAGCAGGGGAUGGAUGACAGUGAUGACGGAGAGGAGCCUGUGACAGAAGAUGAAGACGAAACCAGUGAAAAUGAAGAGGUUAUAAUGACUGCUGAGGAUGAGGAGGAGGAAGGAAAUGAUACAAUGGAUGGCACAGACAAGACGGAGAACGACAUGAAGCCAGAAGAAAUGGAGGGGAACGAGGAAGUGACAGAAACUGUUCAUGGAGAGAUGAACCAAGCGAUGCCUCAAGUACACGAGCAAAUGGAGGCUGAAAACAUAGAACGUACUGAAGCACACACUGAAAAUUUGGUUGAGACAGAAGAAACGUCUAACAAUAACCAGGUAGCAGUGUGUGAUUUAGUCUCAUAGAGAUGUUAAUUUGUUAAAAGCAUUGCAUUUAAUGUCCAGAUUAAUUUGCACUAUCUGCCUAUCCUCCUCCCUAGCAGCCAAGUUGCCUUAUAAAUAAAGUAAAUAUUUUUGGUUGUUGCACAAGAAAAUAUUGUUUUAUUGUAUGUGUGAAAUGUGAAAGAGUUUAAAAUCUACUAUGCAACAUAUUAACUGUAAGUUAUCAGUUUUCAAAACAUCAGCUUGUAACAAGGUUUCUCAGCCGUUAUUGUUUUGUUACCUUGCUAACUGCAAUAGGCCUCUUUCGCAGAAGACUGGUCAUGGUAGGAAAAGCACAGGUGUUACUAGUAACAUAAACGACGGCUCUCUUCAAUUUAAGUGUCCCAGUAAUUUGUGACUGUGAGACUGAAACCAAAGGGCCUAAAUGGAAUUUAUCCAUUGUUUAUUUUACCAUUUACACUUGUGCUUUGUUUAACUUUGAAGUGUCAAAAUGUUUUCUGUGAAAAAGGCCUAUUAAAUUUGCCUUGUAAAUAAUUUCCUGAUCCAUAUUAUAUUGUUUUUUGAUUUACUGUUGUAAUUUUACAGUUUUAAAUGUGUGCAUUUUGUUAAAUUUCCCUAUUGUGAAUGUAUUUUUUUACUGAUUAAAAAAGACUUUUUACAGCU